Messenger RNA from Ilex paraguariensis (yerba mate), 510 nucleotides. The record is from the annotation of a GenBank genome assembly. NCBI's taxonomy places the organism in Eukaryota, Viridiplantae, Streptophyta, Magnoliopsida, Aquifoliales, Aquifoliaceae.
AUGGGUCAAAGAGUGGUGGGGUUGGGUUUGGACUUUCAGCCGCAAAUGGCGGAGGAGAAUGGCAAGCUGCCUUCCAUUUUUUGUUUUUUAGGAAAUGGAAUUAAGAGGGGCUUCCACUCACAGAUCGGCGAAGAAGAAGCUUCUUUUCAGUGUGAAGCUUUGCUAAAAUUGCCAUCAGGAGGUGGGAGUUCAAAUGGUGCUAUAGGGGAAGCUGAAAGUCAUGAGAAAUCUAUCCUCAUAAACUCCGAAGCUAAAGAGGCUGCAAUUAUGGAUGCCAAAAUUGAUGACGGGAACUCAGAGUUUGGAACUUUGCUAAAAUUGCCAUCAGGAGGUGGGAGUUCAAAUGGUGCUAUAGGGGAAGCUGAAAGUCAUGAGAAAUCUAUCCUCAUAAACUCCGAAGCUAAAGAGGCUGCAAUUAUGGAUGCCAAAAUUGAUGACGGGAACUCAGAGUUUGGAAGUAAAGAUGGAGCUUUCAUCUGGCACAGCAACAGAUGGAGCUCUUGCAAUUGA